This is a messenger RNA of Candidula unifasciata, 366 nucleotides long. The record is from the annotation of a GenBank genome assembly. NCBI's taxonomy places the organism in Eukaryota, Metazoa, Mollusca, Gastropoda, Stylommatophora, Geomitridae.
AUGGGAGCAAGGCACAUACCAAAUGAUAAGAUUAACCUGAAGCUGAUUUUGGUGAGCGGCAAGACACAUGAAUUCCUGUUCUCUCCCACUGACUCUGCAGCAGAUAUAGCAGAAUAUGUCUACACACACUGGCCAGAAGAUUGGUGUGAAGAGCAACAGCCGGCCACCAACAUACUUAGGCUUAUCUACCAGGGUCGGUUUUUACAUGGCAACGUGACUUUAACAGCCCUUCAGUUACCUACUGGAAAAACAACUGUGAUGCAUCUUGUGGCAAGGGAAAACCUGCCGGAGCCCAACAACCAGGGACAACUGAAGAAAGACAAGAGUGGAGAAACCGGUUGUCACAACUGCUGUGUUAUACUCUAG